Molecule: messenger RNA, 990 nt
Organism: Cavenderia fasciculata
Lineage: Eukaryota; Evosea; Eumycetozoa; Acytosteliales; Cavenderiaceae
Exons: 1
Coding region: 1-990 (329 amino acids)
Source: RefSeq, a predicted model, not a curated record
AUGUCUGAAGAAGGAAUAGAUAGAACACAAUGUUAUUGUGAUCCAGUAGCCUCUUGGGGUUUUGAUUGCGAUGAAGCAGGUUGCAGAGCUUAUGCAGCUGUCUUUUUCGUAGUCUUUUUGGCAUCCACUGUCGAAGGUUUCCGUCGUCUCUGGAUCCAACGUCGCAUGUACAAGAAGGCAUCGUUUAUCAGUACAACGCAAUUGACCAUUGGUUCUUUGUUUUUUACCUUGCGUCACAUUGAAAUGAUGGCCAAGGUCAGAGAAGUAUACUCAUUGUCGUUCUUCCUCUUGUUUGGUUUUGGCUUUUUCAUCUCUGCCUAUCUCUUUAUUCUCUUGGCCUGGUGCGACAUUAUUACUGCCGUCAACUUUUCAAAGACCAUCCAACGUGUCUUCCCAGGUAUCAAGUGGACCAUCAUCAUUCUAAAUAUCAUCCUCUUUAUCGGUUGGAUCAUCGCCAUGGCCAUCUGGUGGCCAUUCUGGAUGACCAACAUUUUCCUCGGCUUUUACGGAUUCGGUGUAUCUAUUGGCUACCUCGUCAUUGGUCUCAUCAUCUGGCUCGAGUUUAAAAAGGUCUCUGAUAUUUCUGCUCACGGUCAACUCGCCAAGGCCACCUACAUCCGUAUGAAGGCUGUCGCCCGUCUCUCUGUCGUCGUCGUUAUCACUGCCAUUAUUUUCACCAUUGCUAUGGUUUCCAUGACCUACUGGCCAGCACUCAACGACAAGCAACACAUCAGAUGGUUGUUUAUCAAUCGUGUCGUCGUCGCCCUCUUCAACUAUGCUAUGCUUGUCUGCUGGAAGCCAACCAACGACAAGGACAUGCAAAAGUCAGGCUCUGCUUGGUCUGCCAAGAUGAAGAACAUGGACUUUGUUUCAGGUGAAGACAAGACCAUCGCCACCAACGCCAUGGACACUGAAACUGGUGCCACCUUUACCUCUGGUGAGGAACAAGAACCACAAGAAACUACAGUUUCUGGUACUCCAAUUCACUAA